Molecule: messenger RNA, 329 nt
Organism: Owenia fusiformis
Lineage: Eukaryota; Metazoa; Annelida; Polychaeta; Sabellida; Oweniidae
Source: the annotation of a GenBank genome assembly
AGAUACACGAGCAGAUAGAUGAGGAGAUAGGUAGAGACCGUCUUCCUACAUUAUCUGAUAGGGAGAAUCUGCGCUACGUGGAGGCCGUUUACUACGAGGUGAUGCGCCUAAAGCCACCAGUCCCGCUCUCAGUUCCACAUGUAUGUACUGAAGACACCACUAUCGCAGGAUACGACAUACCAAGUGGAACAAUUGUUAUGCCAAACAUUUACGCUGCACAUCGGGACCCAAACGUUUGGGCGAAUCCGGAGAAAUUUGACCCGAAGCGGUUCAUUGAUGAGAACGGACAAUUCAAAGAUCUUCACAGAAUGAUAGCGUUUUCUAUGGGU